This is a messenger RNA of Exserohilum turcica Et28A, 1642 nucleotides long. RefSeq lists its product as uncharacterized. Lineage: Eukaryota; Fungi; Ascomycota; Dothideomycetes; Pleosporales; Pleosporaceae. The transcript has 2 exons. The record is from RefSeq and is a predicted model, not a curated record. Bases 1 to 1605 code for a protein of 534 amino acids.
AUGUCAUCUCUAUUCAACUUUGUCACUGGACAGCGGUCCUCACCAAGACGCAUACCAACCGACACCAUCAUACCACUGCACAGUCGCGAUGACACCCACCAGAACCGCAACAUCUCAGUAGAAUUCACCAUGCGCAUCGACAACGUUCUAGAUGCGCACCAGAUUGCAGAUGCGCUCUGGAAACUGUUGGAAAAGCCCGGCUGGAAGAAACUAGGUGCCCGACUACGUAUGAACAAGCAGAAUGGCAAGCUCGAGUAUCAUGUCCCCGCCCAAUACACACAAGAUCGACAACCCAUCAACUUUACGCAAAAGACGCACAACAUGAGACUGGACGAACACCACAUUGGACGUCGUUUUCCAACUAUCCAGGAUGGUGACCAGAUACAAGUCUUUGACAUACUGUAUUCAUUGCGUGGGCUUACACAGACAAAGGAUAGUACAGUGUUUCUUGACGAUUGGCUUUACAGCGACAAAGCGCAGUUAGGAUUACAUAUAGUAAACUUUCAAGAUGCGACAUUGGUCACGCUUACGUGGUUGCAUACGCUGCUGGACGGCAUGGGACGACGGAUGCUGCUGAGCGCGUGGACAGCAGUGCUGGAGGGACGAGACGAAGAUGUCGCUGAAUUCUGGGGAUACGACUUUGAUCCUUUGGAGAAGCUUGGUGCGCCGUUAGAAGAGGACAAUGACGCAAGCAAGGAGAGUCCCAUACAAAAGACAUUCAACCAAAAAGAGCAGCGCAAUCGGAUGUGGAAGGUAAUCUCAGCCACGAAAAGCAGGCUGGGCAAAAUGCUGGACUUCAAUGGUCGUAUCCUCUACAUACCUGCCUCCUACAUAGCCCGCAUACGAAGAGAAGCAAUGCACGAUCUCGCCUCACUGGAUCCGUCGCAGAUGACUUACAAGAACUCGACUCCCUCCAGCCCCAAACCAUUCCUCUCCGACGGCGACAUCCAAGCCGCAUGGCUCGUCCGACAGCUCGUCGCCUCAGACGAUAAGCUCCUACAGUCUCGCGGCGCGCGGCCAAUCCAAAUCGCAAACGUCAUGGGAAUGCGCGACUUACUCUCGACAUGCACGAGCGUGUACAAAGUCCUGCUUCCAAAGAACAAGGCGUACAUAGGCAACUGUGCCACGGGCAUCAUCACGCGCUUCCGCCUAGACGAAUUCCUUGCGCUGCCGCUCGGCCACAUAGCUGCUCGCCUGCGGAAAGAUCUCGUGGCGCAGGGAACGAGAGAGGCGCUCGAGGGAAACCAGCGCGCGAUUCGCUCCAACCAGCAAGAUAAUACCACGACGUCUGCGCCUGACGCAUCCAUGGCGCCUGCUCCGUUUGUCUUUACAAACUGGGCCAAAGGUCGGUUCUUUGAGACGGAUUUCUCGGCUGCGAUUGUGCCUGGCAAGCAGGAGCAGGAGGAUGAUAAUGCGGGGUUGACGAGGGGCAAGCCCACGUAUAUCCAUGUGUAUGGGACCGAUGCGCGUGUGACUAGUCGCAAUCCAAUUUCUGUAUGCGUUGGCAACUGUAUAGGGAAGGAUGCGAGAGGCGGGUAUUGGCUUGGUGCCAUGUUUGCGAAAGGAGCUGAGGCGAGGUUCGAAGAGGUUGUUCUGGGACGGUGAGGGGAAUUGCAAGAGAUUAUGAUAAUUGCCACUAUGC